AUGCGGUUGUUACAAGUCUCCAUUGCUAUCGCGGCCAUUUCGGCAGCGGUAGCGCAGCUCUCACCUCCAUCCUUAGAGGUCGCUGCACACCAAUUGACACGAAAUGGCAAGCGCGACAUCUCCAAGAACGAACUCUGGAAGCGCAAGGGAGGCGGUGGCGGUGGUGGUCGCGGAGGAGGCGGUGGAGGUGGUGGACGUGGCAGCAGCUCUUCCAGCAGCAGCUCCUCAGGUGGGCGCACGUCCUCCUCAUCCAAUGUCGGCGGCCAAACGAAGAGUGGCAGUGGACCGCGCCCGGUGUACGGCAGCGCUCCAUACGGCGGUGGAGCCUACUAUGGCGGCGGCGGCGCGAUUCCGUACAAGUCGGGUGAGAAGUCCAAACACGCGGGUCUUGUGCCCAUCUUCCUAGGCGCUUCUGUGCUCGCCUUCUGGCCUGGAGUCUGGCUCUAUGGCGCUUACCUGUAUCCACAUCCCGAGCCUUGGGUCUUCUUCAACGAGACAAGCAACCAGGAAGAGUCAAGGCCCGUCAUCUGCGCUUGCGAACCCUAUCUAGUCUGCGGCUGCGACUGGGAUGAUAGCGACCAGUUCAAGCAAUAUAUGACUCUCUUAAUCGGCAACGGCGACUAUGAUUCGCUUAACCACACCCUCGUUACGAUUGCUGAGGUCAACGGCACGGUCACCAUCUUGAUUAAUGGCACGCUUCCCAAUGGUACGACAGCCUCAGGUGGUGAGGAAGAUGCCGGUGUUGGAACCCAGACUUUGUUGAUUCAUGCAGGCUGGUGGCCAGUUCUUGCAGCUGUUUGCGCCAUGGUUUUUUCGGUCUGA
Molecule: messenger RNA, 822 nt
Organism: Thermochaetoides thermophila DSM 1495
Lineage: Eukaryota; Fungi; Ascomycota; Sordariomycetes; Sordariales; Chaetomiaceae
Exons: 2
Coding region: 1-822 (273 amino acids)
Source: RefSeq, a predicted model, not a curated record